Aspergillus wentii DTO 134E9 is the source of this 414-nucleotide messenger RNA. RefSeq lists its product as uncharacterized. The transcript has a single exon. Lineage: Eukaryota; Fungi; Ascomycota; Eurotiomycetes; Eurotiales; Aspergillaceae. The annotation marks the transcript as partial. The record is from RefSeq and is a predicted model, not a curated record.
UGGUUGCAGGAUUGUGUUGAUAACCACGAAAACUGCCGGACGCCGUCUUUCAUGCCCAAGCGACUGAUCGAUGUGGGGGGUGACAGUCACCAAGAUCUAUGUCUCCGGGAGGAUAUGCACCAGGAAACUCCUUAUAUUGCAGUGAGUCAUAGCUGGAAGUUCUCAGAAGCUCGGAAAUUCAUGACUUUGAAGGAUAACUACGAGUCUCGAAAACAGUAUAUACCAUGGCAGGGACUUUCGAAAACUUUUCGUGAUGUAAUCGAUAUCUGCCGCUGGCCGGGGGUAAGGCAUGUGUGGAUCGAUACCUUCUGUAUAAUCCAGGAUAAUGCCGAAGACUGGGCCGAUCAAGCCUCCCAGAUGGGAUGCAUAUAUGAAGGCGCAUACAUCACCAUUGCUGUUGACUACGACCCUGAC